Messenger RNA from Mus pahari (shrew mouse), 1334 nucleotides. It is a transcript of the gene Noxo1, whose product is annotated as NADPH oxidase organizer 1. The record is from RefSeq and is a predicted model, not a curated record. The transcript has 8 exons. Gene Ontology annotation, molecular function: protein binding; phosphatidylinositol binding; superoxide-generating NADPH oxidase activator activity. Bases 118 to 1167 code for a protein of 349 amino acids. NCBI's taxonomy places the organism in Eukaryota, Metazoa, Chordata, Mammalia, Rodentia, Muridae. Gene Ontology annotation, biological process: superoxide anion generation.
CCUGGAGUGUGAGUGCUUGGAAGGGACUCCACUUAAGGCAGUGUCGGGGAAUUCCACUUCACUUCUUCCGGAUGCUCAGAGCUCCUUCAAGCACCCUGUGGGAAGCCAUCCAUAGCCAUGGCAAGUUCAAGACACCCAGUAUCAGCCCAUGCUGUAGCCCUGGUGCAAAUGGAUCGACUCCAGACAUUUGCCUUCUCCGUGUGCUGGUCAGACAACAGUGACACAUUUGCUCGCAGGAGCUGGGAUGAGUUUAGGCAGCUCCAGAAGACCCUUAAGAAGGUCUUCCCAGUGGAGGCGGGCCUGCUACGGAGAGCCGAACAAGUUCUUCCCACGCUCCCUGGUGCUCCAUUGCUGACACGUCGGGGGCAUACUGGUCGAGGCCUGGUACGUUUGCGGCUGCUGGACACCUAUGUACAGGCAUUGCUGGCAACCUCAGAACACAUAUUGAGGAGUUCAGCACUCUAUGGCUUCUUUGCACCCAAACCUCUGGACCUGGAGCCCAUGCUGCCCCCUGGCAGCCUGGUGAUCCUGCCUACACCAGAGGAGCCCUUAUCCCAACCCAGAGGCAGCCUUGCCAUCCAUAGCCUGGAAGCUCAGAGCACUCGCUGCGUUCAGCCUUUCAGCACUCUUGACACAAGAGACAGACCUUUCCACACUAAGGCUCAAGAGAUCCUGGACAUAUUACUACGACACCCUUCAGGCUGGUGGCUGGUGGCGAACAAGGAUCAGCAGACAGCCUGGUUUCCAGCUCCCUACCUGGAGGAGGUUGCAGCAGGUCAAGGCCAGGAGCCAGGCCUGGCUUUGCAAGGAAGUGGGAGGCAGUUCUGUGCUACCCGGGCCUAUGAGGGCAGUCGCUCUGAUGAGCUAUCCGUGCCCUCAGGGGCACGUGUCCAUGUGCUGGAGACCUCAGACCGAGGCUGGUGGCUAUGCAGGUAUAAUGGCCGGACAGGCCUGCUCCCUGCAAUGUUGCUGCAACCUGAAGGGCUGGGCUUCCUCCUGGGCAGGCCAGGGCUCCGAGACAGUGCUGGGGCAGUCCAGGCAACUGAGGACAGGACUAUGCCCCCUGUAGUACCAACUCGCCCCUGUGUGAGUGCCAUCCACAGCCGAUGCUGCUCCAUUACCCGCAGGGCACUGGGGCAGGAACAAGGGACUCGGGUUCCCCCUUGAGGGCUGCACUGCUGCUCUGCAGAGGCUGUGCUGCCAGAACCGACCUCAGGUAAAGCAGAGAUCUAGACCUUACCAAGAAAGCAGGGUUAAGGGGGGCGCUCCAUGGCUGGCAGGGCCACGGGCCAGCUAACUUUCUAUUUCCUCUAAAUAAAACUGGAAUGACUUCA